AUGUGGCAUUUUUUAAGAAAAAAUUUCCAAAGUCCAUCUAAUUACUUCACUCUCAAGAAACAGGCUCCAUUUAGACAUCCCUGUACUCUUAAAGCCCAUCCUGAAAAAUUGGAAGAUGACAAAACAAUAAUAUUCAAGAGAGAUUCCAAGAAAAAUACUCGCCCACAUGAGACAAUUAUAGAAUCCAAGGAAACAGGAAGUGAUAAAAAAUCUAAAAUUGGAGACAAAGAAGAUAAAACUCCAUCAAAAUCAUCACAUGAAAGUGAAAUAUCUAAAAAGUCAAAGUACAAAUCUGGAACAAAUCCAAAAUCCAAAGAUUCUCAGACAGUCUUAAUGAUGCAUCCAAAAAAUAGUAGAGCUCUCAAAAAUUCCAAGGAUACAGAUAUUGAACCCAUAUGUAUAAAAAGGGGUUCUAAGAGCUCAAAGAACAAUUCUAAUGCCAAAUCUGAGGCUUGCUCAAAAAAUAGUUCCAAUAUGGAUUUAAUGCUAUAUUUACAGAAGCCUGGCACUGAAUCUAAGGAAUUUGAUAUGUGGUUAAAGAAUUACUCACAGAAUAAUUCAAAGAAGUCUUCAAAGAAGGAAGGAAAAAGCUCUGAUGCUGAAUCUUCAGAUUCAAAAGGUUCAAAGAAGGAUAAAAAAAGUGCAAAGAAAGACAAGAAGAAGAAUGCAAAGGAUACAGAGUCUACUGAUGUGGAAUCUGAGUCUGAAUUGGAGUCAAAAAAAAGUAAGAAAGAGUCAAAGAAAAGUAAGAAAGCUUCAAAGAAAGAUGAUAAGAAAAAGGAUAGCAAGAAGGAAGCAUUGUCAACUGAUAAUGAUCCUGAAUCUGAAGGGAUUUUUAAAAAGGGUGAAAAAGAUGAAAAAAUUAAUAAGAAAGGGUCAAAGAAAAGUGACAAAAAGAAGUCUUCAAUGAAGGCUGAAGAGUCUACUGAAACUGAAUCUGAUUGGGCAUCAAAAAAGGAUAAGAAAUAUUCAAAGAAAGCUAAGAAAACUUCAAAGAAAGAUCCCAAGAGAAAGGAUGCAGUGAAAAACGUAGAAUAUACUGGUGCUGAAUCUAAUGUGCCUUUUAAGAAAGACACCAAAAAGCCUGGAAUAAGCAAAAGUUCAGAUGCUGAAUCUGAAGAGUCAAUGUAUAAAGCUGGGGCUAAAAAGAAAGAAGCUGAUGAAUCAGAUGUAACAUCUACAGAAUCAAAGAAGGAAGCACUGGAAACAAAAAGAAGUCUUAAAAGGUCACCCAAAAAGACCACGUUUAAAGGAAGAGAAACAAGAGCAGUUACAGGUAGAGUUCCUCCAAAAAGAGAAAGUUCACUACCAUCUUUUUGUGAGCCUUUCCAACUAUCACCUAAGAUCAAACAUCUCUGUCGGUGCAAGAUGGAUCCUCCACAACCAAAACCAAGAUAUGCUCCUUUGCCUGAAGCAAAGUGGAUUCAUAAGCUGCUUUAA
Molecule: messenger RNA, 1440 nt
Organism: Myotis davidii
Lineage: Eukaryota; Metazoa; Chordata; Mammalia; Chiroptera; Vespertilionidae
Gene: CYLC1
Product: cylicin, basic protein of sperm head cytoskeleton 1
Exons: 2
Coding region: 1-1440 (479 amino acids)
Cellular component (GO): acrosomal matrix; nucleus
Molecular function (GO): structural constituent of cytoskeleton
Source: RefSeq, a predicted model, not a curated record